CUCCGUGAAAAUCGUCAGUCAACAACAGCACACGCCACAGUGCGAACCAUAAACGGGAACACUGCCACAUACCCAAUUAAACGUGCAUACUGUUAUCAAAAAAAUCAACGGAAUCGAAUCGUUCAAAAUGAAAAUACACGUGAUCAUCGGUCUGGUCGGUUUCGUCGCGGUCGCCGUGCGCGCGGAGGACGCGGCCGUCGAGCAGACGAAAAAUGUGGAGCAACAGCAGCAGCAGCAGCAGUCGGUCGACGAGGACCAUCAGUCCAACAAACGUAGCGUGGUCGGCGAGGAGUACGGCGCCGAGGAGGCGUACGCUCCGUCCGGCGUGGCCGACGCCGGCGAUUCGUACGCGCCCAGCGCGGAAGCUUACGCGCCGUCCUCCGCGGCCGCCGACGUACCGGCUCCGGUCGCUUACAGCUCGGGCCCGAUCGCUUACAGUUCGGGCGCGGCUUACGGCCCGUCGGCUUACGCGGCCCCCACCGCUUACGCCGGCCCGUCCGCUUACGCCGCGGCCGCCGCUCCGGUCGGCAUCGCCGCCGCGCCAGCUGCCUACGGUUACGGACCUACCGCGUAUUCCGCUGGACCCGCUUACGCCCCGGCGUACGGACCCGAACACGUCAUAUCGCAACACGUCGAGAUCAACCGCGCCAUACCCGUGCCCGUGUACAGGACCGUAGCCGUGGGCGUGCCGCAACCCGUGCCCGUCCAAGUGCCGUACCCGGUGCCGGUAAUCAAGACGGUCGCGUACCCGGUCGAGAAACCCGUGCCGUACCCCGUGGACAAACCGUACCCGGUGCACAUCGAGAAGAAGGUCCCGGUGCCGGUGGACCGACCGUACCCGGUGCCCGUGUACAAGAUCAAGCACAUCUACCACGAGCCCAAGUGGACCAAAUGGCUCAGCGGCUGGUAGUAUAAGUCCGCGACGUAAGGCACCCUCGACAGCCGUGUAUCCUGUUUCUGUCUUCUUGUAACGAUAUUCGUUUUCCUUUUCGGACAGCGACGUGACACUUGACUACAUAUUAUUGUAUAUAACCGCGUUCUUAUAAAUAUAUGUAAAUAAGUUAUGUAAGCACUCAAGUGUUACGGUACUGAUGAUAAUUGUGGACUGAUACCAUACACGUUGCCGAUGGGCAUUUUUAUGAAUAAUUUUUUAUUUUGUAUAAUAACCUUGUUGACUAGUAUGUAUUUCAAACGCAAUAGUAAAAAAUAAAUAUAACAUUAUGACAUCCAUAAAAA
This is a messenger RNA of Sipha flava (yellow sugarcane aphid), 1236 nucleotides long. RefSeq names its product LIM domain-binding protein 3-like. Lineage: Eukaryota; Metazoa; Arthropoda; Insecta; Hemiptera; Aphididae. The transcript is spliced from 3 exons. The record is from RefSeq and is a predicted model, not a curated record. The coding region runs from base 128 to 910 and encodes 260 amino acids.